This is a messenger RNA of Acipenser ruthenus (sterlet), 1376 nucleotides long. RefSeq names its product G2/M phase-specific E3 ubiquitin-protein ligase-like. The record is from RefSeq and is a predicted model, not a curated record. Gene Ontology annotation, molecular function: ubiquitin-protein transferase activity. Lineage: Eukaryota; Metazoa; Chordata; Actinopteri; Acipenseriformes; Acipenseridae. The transcript has 5 exons. The coding region runs from base 504 to 1091 and encodes 195 amino acids.
UCAUUCCCCACCUUGCCUUUUCUUGAAUUUAUUAUGUGUGUUUAUUUCAAGAUUUUCAUUUGGAUUAAUCAUAAUACAGCCCAAAUGUUGGUUUUUAAUACAGAAUAAACAGAAUUGUACUUUUUUAUAUUUUUUUAGUUGUUAGUUAUACUUGACAUUGAAGUUCUGACUAAUUAGUCCUUAACAAAGGCGGGAAAACAUUUGGAAUUAUAAAACUUGCAUAGUUAAACAAUUAACCUCUUGGUUAGCUUUAUUACCAAGAUACCACUGCAGAAUUUGUUUUCAGAUUUGUAUUAUUUGUCUCCUUUCAGGAACUACACUGAGGUAUUUGCACCAAUCCCUCUCAGUGAUGACAGCAGUGUUGAAGACACAGAAGAAACUGUGAUAGAGCUCAAGAAAGCCAUAUUACAAUAAGUAACAUCAUAGAAGAUUUAUUUCUUCAAGUCAAUAAUGCAGCCUGCAGUCGCUUUAUAAUUAAUAGAGCUGAUGUCUGGGGUGGAGCAAUGCGGGGUUUCCGUAGAAGUAACUAUGAACCCCAGAAUUCCAUUAUGGUGAAAUUUACGGAUGACAUUGGAGUCACUGAAGAAGGAAUUGAUACAGGAGGACCAAAACGGGAGUUCCUUGGUCUUCUAAUGGAUCACUUGCAUAAACGUCCCAUAUUUGAAGGACCAGAAACACAAAGGUUUCUUAAAUAUGAUGCAACUGGUGAGAAGAAUGACGAAUACUUCAUGGCUGGAAGAAUAACUGCUGUAUCACUGGUACAUGGAGGGCCCCCACCAAGUUUUUUGUCUGCAAAUCUCAUGAGACACAUCUUGGGCAUUGAUGAUAUCCACGCUACCCUAGAAGACAUAGAUGACCAUGAGAUCAAGGGCAUCCUUUUUAAUGUACGCAAUUCCAAAUCUCUUGAUGAACUCCUUACAAUACUUGAAAAACAAACACUUGUUUUUCAUCUGGCUGGCUGCAAGACAGUCAUUAAAGAAUUGGACGACAAGGAGAAACUAGUUGAAGACUUUCUUAAGUGGUAUAUAAUAAAAAGAAAUGCAUUUGGCAUCGAGCGGAAAUUUGUCGCCGGAAGGACCAUCACUGCGUGAUAUUCUCCAGUUUGCUACCGGCCUGUCCUCCAUUCCACCUUCUGGUUUCCAUCCGCGUCCAUCAGUACAGUUUCUUCAUAAUGGGUCACCAUAUCCCAUUGCUAACACUUGUGGCAAUAUUAUUCACCUACCAAUUACUACAUAUUACUAUACUUUUCAGAAGAACAUGGACUUUGGAAUAUUAAAUUCCCCAGGGUUUGGCAGAAUCUAGAAUUAUUAUAAAAGGGUCAUUCCACGCCAACUCAACCAGAAGAGGGACAUUUCGUUGCCCGUCCGUCUCAGAUU